Molecule: messenger RNA, 2308 nt
Organism: Amaranthus tricolor (Joseph's coat)
Lineage: Eukaryota; Viridiplantae; Streptophyta; Magnoliopsida; Caryophyllales; Amaranthaceae
Product: probable inactive purple acid phosphatase 16
Exons: 5
Coding region: 721-2004 (427 amino acids)
Cellular component (GO): cytoplasm
Molecular function (GO): hydrolase activity, acting on ester bonds
Source: RefSeq, a predicted model, not a curated record
AGAAAAGGCAACAUGGUGAUACUAUGAAUGUGAAUUGAUAAUUUGCUAAUUACUAAUGUGAUUGGAUUUUUCUUUGAAAAUCCAAAUCAGAGUGAUGAGUAAAAGUUUGGAAGGCUAAAAGAUUGACUAGAAAUAUAAUAGGUCUAUUUGAUCAUUUUUCAAGAAAUUUUUUAGAGGCAAAAAAAUUUGAAAAAAAAAAAACAGAUAAGAAACAAUAUUUCAAAAACCUUUGAUCUGAAUGAUUGGGAAAAAAUUGAGCCAAAAUAAUUUGAUCGAAACGAUAACACGAAACCUGCCUCAUUUUGACAUGUCUAGCUAUUAGUUUUGUCAACUUUAACUAACCUUUUGACUUGGUCUCACACAAUAGCUUUAUUAGGUUAAUCUAAUGUAGAUUUAUUGUUUUAUAGUGACCAUUUAUAAUUUUAAAAUGAUUCUUUAAAGGUUUAAAGUGAUAAUUUUUAUAAUCGUAGAGUGAUGAUUGCUUAUAACCUGAUCAUUUAAAAUAUUAAAAGUGGUUAAUUUGAGAAAUAGACUAAUUAUAUAAAUUCAUUUUAUGAUGAGACGAUUUUAUCGUAUAAAGCGUUGACAAAUGCAAGUAGAAAUUACCUUCUUUACAUUUUUAUUGAACAGAAACAGAACGAAGCCUAAACACUAACACAAUUCCAAUUUCCAAUUCCUACAGAACUUCUUAAUCUCAUCCCUUUUAUUGUUUGAAUAUUAAUGGUUUCCGAUAAUCAAACAAGAAGAAGGCAAAAUAUCUAUCAGUUGUUCUUCAUACUCCUUCAAAUUCUGGUUCUAUUAAGCUCUCACUCAACAUUUGGGUUGAAAAUUUUGCAGCCAAGGAAAGUAGGAUCUUCAUUCAAAAUUGCCAUUUUUGCAGACUUGCAUUUUGGGGAGAAUACUUGGACUAAUUGGGGUCCUAAACAAGAUGUCAAUUCUCUUAAAGUCAUGUCCUCUAUUCUUGAGGUUGAAAACCCAGAUUUUGUUGUAUAUCUUGGAGAUGUGAUUACAGCCAACAAUCUAGCAAUAGCAAAUGCAAGCCUGUAUUGGAAUCAAGCUACCUCACCCACAAAAGACAGGGCCAUACCUUGGGCCGGUGUGUUCGGUAAUCAUGAUGAUGCUCACUUCGUGUGGCCUAAGGAAUGGUUCGAAAAAGAUGGGAUUCCUGCUCGAUGUUGCUUACCGUCUAGCUCUUCGUUCAUGGGCGAUGGAACUUGCAGCUUUUCGGGUACAACAAGAGUCGAGUUGAUGAAGAAUCAGAUAGAAAAUGACACGCUAUCAUUCUCUCAGCAGGGACCGAAAAAUCUAUGGCCAAGCGUAUCGAACUAUGUCCUGCAAAUCUCAUCGUCAGAGAACUCAAAGUUGCCCGUGGCAUUCAUUUACUUUCUUGAUUCCGGAGGAGGUUCCUACCCUGAAGUCAUUUCGAGUGCCCAAGCAGAGUGGCUUAAAAACAUCUCGAAAGAAAUUAAUCCCCACCAUAGAAUUCCUGAAAUAUUCUUUUGGCACAUACCAAAUAAAGCAUAUAAAAGGGUUGCACCUUGGUUAUAUUUGAUUCCAAAGCCUUGUGUGGGUUCAAUAAAUAAGGAUUCUGUUUCUACUCAAGAAGCUGAAUUGGGGAUCAUGAAGGUUUUGGAAGAUCGACCAUCGGCCCAGGUUGUGUUCGUAGGCCACGACCAUGGCAACGACUGGUGCUGCCCUUACAAGAAAAUGUGGUUGUGCUAUGCUCGACACACUGGUUAUGGUGGCUAUGGGAAUUGGCCGAGAGGAGCUAGAAUUUUGGAGAUCGUAGACCACCCUUUUGCCCUCAAGUCAUGGAUAAGGAUGGAAGAUGGCUUUGUACAUAGUCAUAUUCUUUUGAGUUCUCAAACAAUCUCUAUGUCUCCAACUUUGUUUUUGUGGGUUUUACUUUUGGUUUUGUUGUUUGGCAUCAUCAAAUCCUUGUUCUCGGCUAUUAUUUCGAAAGUACAAGCCUUCCUCUCACCGACUUCUUAUAACCUAUUAUGAUUAUUAGAUGUGUAAUCUAAGUUGUAAUAAAUCACAAAUAUACAAACAUUUUAUUAUUAUAAACAGUUUAAAUUUGGCCCGACCCCUCUCCAAGUCUUCUCCUUCCCUUAGCCUAAACCAUAUACGUAUACUCCAUAUUUUUUCUGUUAUUGUUCGUCUAUAUAAAUUCUAAUACUCUGUUAUGAUAAGUGUAAAGUAGCAUAUUCCGUAGACAUUCAAAUACAUCCACAAUAUCUUUCUCUAUAUUUUGAAAAAUAAAAUAAAAAGAAGGAAUAAUAAAAGUAGUCAAAUAUGCGUUCAUAGC